Messenger RNA from Ostreobium quekettii, 1530 nucleotides. The record is from the annotation of a GenBank genome assembly. Lineage: Eukaryota; Viridiplantae; Chlorophyta; Ulvophyceae; Bryopsidales; Ostreobiaceae.
AUGGGCUGGUCGGGGAAGUGCGCGGCGAAUAUGGAGGACUCGGUGCCCGCGGCGUUCCAGGAACACCUUGGGAAGAGCGUCAUAAAAGGGCGCAGCAUCACUGUGGCCACAGGUGGUGGCUCUGGAGGCGGCUGGGAUUGCCUAACAGCAAAUCUAUUAGAUGGAGUCCGGGUGGCCUGUUCCCCCGAGCAGAGAGGACAACUGGCUCUGCUGAGGGUGGCACGCCUUGUCAAUCGACACUGGCAUAGAUGGGCCAACGACGUGACAACGUUCCUGGCGCCCAGGGAUGCGCCUGUGGGUGCGUUGAUGGCUUCCUUGAAGGGCAGUUUUUCCAACACAUGCUGCCUUGACCUGUCUGGCUGCCAGGUGGACGAUGCCUGGUUGGCCACCCUGCUGCCAUGCCUCCCAGCCCUCACAGAGCUCAGCCUGAACGGCCGCUGUGUGAGCGACAGCAGCCUGACGCGGCUGCAGGCCUGCACCGAGCUCCAGCGCCUGGACCUGUCCAACUGCCGGCAGAUCAGCGACCAGGGGCUGACGCAGCUCCUCCGCAUACCCUCCCUGCGGCACCUGGCGCUGGCUGUCUGCCCACUGAUCACCGACGCUGGCGUGGAGACUCUCACAGGGCUCAUCGGCCUGGAGUCCCUGGAUUUGGCGUGCCGGGGGCGCGUGACGACUACCAGCACGUUCGGGGAGCCACGUUGCCCCUCCAGGGUGAGCACCGCCGGCUUUGAGUGCCUCUCCUCCCUCACCAACCUCACGCAGCUCAACCUGAGGGAUUGCUUCCGUAUAACGGACGCUGUGGUGGGGGCCCUGUCUACCCUGACCAACCUGCGGCACAUCGACCUGUCGUUCUGCUCUAGGAUCAGGGACGAGUCCCUGGGGUGGUUGGGCCGCCUGACGGCCCUGGAGCACGUAGACCUGGAGGGGUCCUUUGGGGUGAGCGACGCGGGCGUGCAGCAGCUGAGCAGCCUCACCAACCUGCGCUACCUGUGCCUGUCGGACUGCAACGGGGUGGUGGACUGCGGGGGGACGGUGCGGGGGCGGGGAAUCACGAAUGAGGGUUUCGGCUGGCUGGGGACCUUCGCCAGCCUGAGGCACCUGAAGGUGAGGCGGUGCGAGAGUGUGACCGACGAGGGCGUGGCGCGGCUGUCCGGCCUCGUUAACCUCACCCACCUGGACCUGUCCAACUCGCACAACUCGAAAGCCGUGAAGGAGGGCGGCCUGGCGGCGCUGUGCGAGCUGAAGGCCCUGAGGACGCUGCGCCUGUGCAACUGCGUGCCGCGCGUCAGCAACAGGUGCGCCCAGCGCUUCGGCCGCCUGAGCAACCUGACCUCGCUGUCGCUGGUUGGCUCCCAGAUGAGCGACGAGGGUUUUGAGAGCCUAUUUGGGCUGACCAACCUGACGCUGCUGGACCUGUCGGGGUGCCAGGGCUUUAGGAGACAGUGCUUGAGGCACAUGCACGGGGGCACGUUCGUGGAGAGGUUCCCCGGGCAGCUGUGGACUGGGCGGGGCGAGUUGAAUGGCCUCUGA